This is a messenger RNA of Seminavis robusta, 2628 nucleotides long. The record is from the annotation of a GenBank genome assembly. NCBI's taxonomy places the organism in Eukaryota, Bacillariophyta, Bacillariophyceae, Naviculales, Naviculaceae.
AUGUCAUCUUCCACCAAAGUAGAACCGGGCAACAACAGCAACAACAACAGCAAUAGCAGCAAGAAAUCCAUCAAGGUGGACAUGUCCACUCGCAUUGGUGGUCGAGUGGUACAACCGGCACUACCCGUAGUCGAUUCGGCUCCUCCCACGGCGACCGAACUCUCGUUCAAUGCGUCUCUCGACCAGUUUUGCAGCGCCAAUAUUCCCUUGGAACCGACGGAUGGGAUUCAAACCCGGGAACGCGUCUUGAACCGGAUGGGUGCCGUCUGUCGCGCAUGGAUCAAGGGCGUCUGUCACAAACGAGGACUACCACCCGAUGUGGUGGCGACCGCGGGUGGAUCCCUCUUUACUAGUGGCAGUUACCGCCUAGGCGUCCACGAACCCGGUGCCGACAUUGAUACCAUUUUGGUAGCGCCGCAUGUCUGUUCGCGUCUCGAUUUUUUUGGAGAAGUAUUGACAUCCAAUGAUGGCAAAGAGACGCGAGAUCCAGAGUCUCUUGCGGAACGCAUCAAACGACAUCCCGACGUGACCAAUUUUGUGCCGGUAGAAGAAGCGGCCGUUCCUAUUUUGACAUUUGAUUGGGAAGGCAUCAAUAUCGAUCUACUCUUUGCCCGUCUCAAUUCCAAUUCCGUCCCGGCUGAUUUUGAUAUUGACAAUGAUGCUGUAUUGGAUGGUGUUGACAGUGCCACGGAAAAAUCACUCAAUGGACCGCGCGUCACCAAUCUCAUUGCCGCUCUUGUCUCGGGCACUCCCGAACGCUAUCAGACGUUUCUGGCAGUCGUCCGCGUCGUUCGCAAAUGGGCCAAAGCACGGGGUCUUUACUCCAACAAGAUGGGAUACUGGGGCGGUGUCAAUAUCAACAUUGCCGUGGCACUCUGUGUCCAACUCUAUCCCGUCGCCACUCCGGCAUCACUACUGCGCAAAUUCUUUUUGGUAUUCAAGACAUGGCGAUGGCCCAAUCCCGUCAUGCUGACCAAACCGCACGAUGCCAAUUUGGGAUUGACCGUAUGGAAUGCCCAUUCCGUCAAUAAUGCCCGUCAAGUGGCACCCAUUAUUACACCGGCAUAUCCUGCCAUGAAUUCGACUCUGAGCAUGACACGACAAACACUGCAAAUUAUGCACGAAGAAUUUUGUCGGGGACAUGAAAUUGUGACGCGGUUGUGGAAACAGCAUGAAGCGGACUCUGCGUCGGAAUUGGAAUGGAAGGAACUUCUGGAACCCUCCGAUUUCUUUAUUGCCUAUCCACAAUACUUAUCGUUGUGUAUUGUCGGACCGACCCAAGAAGAUGCCCAAAAAUGGAUUGCCUUUUGCGAAUCGCGAUUGCGCAAAUUGACAUCGGAUAUGCUAGGGCGAUCCUUACCCCUGUCCAAAAUUCAAUUGUGGCCCAAAAAGUUGGAAGCGUGCAUUGCCGAUCGAUCGGCAUUAUUGACGCUGGCGCAACGCAAAAAUUGCAUCACGUACAUGAUUGGAUUUGCCGUCGACAAAUUGCGCAUGCGAGGCGAUCAACUCAAUGUGGAACAACAAUUGCACAAUUUUCGAGAAUGGGAAUUGUCUCGGUUUCGCGAUAUUGUGCCAGGAAUGGAUGUCUGUGCCAAGACAUUUCGCGUCAAGGAAUUGCCACAAGUCUGUUUUGACGGCAUUUACGAAGGUGGCAAGGCAGAAGCCAUGAAGAAACGACGCGACCGAUUGGAAGCCGAUCCCAAACGACAAGAAAAGAAACGAUUGGCGCGAUUGGCGGAAUUGAAACAGAAAAUGGCCGAAAUUCAAAAGCAAAAACAGCAACAAAAGGAAGAAGAAGCUGCCGCCAAACAAGAAGAAGAGGAUGCCAAGGUUGUCGCCGAUAAGGAUGAUGAUGAUGAUGCCAAGGAUGAUGAAACUAUGGCGGAGGAGGACGAAGAUGGAACGAAAAAACGCAAACGAGACGACAAUGACGAAUCGGAUACGGCCACGGAUUUGGUCCAGGUCAAGGAAGAGAUCGCGGCAGUGGCACAAGAAGAACCCACGGCAGUCGAAGAAGAAGAAGAUGCCAAUCUACUCCAAAGUGCUUUGGAUACGUUGGGCGGAGACGUGACGCGGGAAGAAGCCGAAGCGGAAAAGCGCAAACUACUCGACGGGACACUCGUGGAGGAAGGGCCAUAUCAGGCGGACGAGGAUGACGAAGAAGAAUACACGGGGGACUAUCGUGACAAUGUGGUGUUGUUGCGUACGGCUGCCGACGCGGGCAAGGGCAGCACCAGCAAGCAUAGCAAGUACUACUUGCCCGUGCCAGAGGAAGAUCGUGAAAUGCUGCGCAAGGUGGGAAUCAACCUGGUAAGUGAUGAGGAUGUGGAAGUCAUCAAGAGCUUGCCACCGCCCUGGUGGGGAGAAGCCGUCGAGAGGAAAAAGAAAAAGGCCAAGGGCCCCGUGUUUACCAAGAAUUCCAAAGUCAUCUUCAAGGAAAAGUUUGACAUUGUGGAACUGGACGCGGAAGGAUUUGUGAUUGACAAGGGAGAUGACGAUUUCCAUCCGAGCAAAACUUGGACCGGACGUCAAGCGGGCUUUGAAUUCAAGUUGGGUCAACGAGGUCAGGGGUACUAUCGAACGGGCAAGAAAGUGGUGGUGCCGUCCAAUGUGUCGUAUUCUUGCUAG